GUCUUACUGCACAACUCCUCCGCUUGCAACUUUCUUCUUGAAGGUUACUCUUUCUCCCUCUCUCUCCUCAGCUCCGCCUUCAUUUCGUUUUGUUUUCAUUUUUUUCUUCUUUUUUUUCUGCUUCCUCUUCGCAGUCCCCUUUCGUUGCGUCCGCCAUAGUGCUCGUGUUCCACUCUGCAAUCAUGGCGCACGACGGCGAAGCCCUGGUGACGGAGGAUUACGAUCAGGCGCCUCGCUUGGAGAACAAGCGUAAGUUCGAUGAGACGGCGGAUGAGCCUGCGCCUGGCAACUUCAAUGGGAACAGCUUGGACGGCGGGGAAUCGGCCCCUACUUCCGCUGUGACGUACAACAGUGUGCCACCCCCGUUGUCGGAGUUCGAGCAAGCGAAGCAGAAAGCGGCGCUAAUAGCCGCGAGGUUGGUCGGGGCUGAGGUCAAGCGUCCUCGGACGGAAGAAAAUAGCGCGGAGGAUCACAACGGGUCUGGGCGGACUAAUGGUCUGGAUCUGGGUCAAACCUUCGCUGAUGACAAUUUAAAGCGCGACCACGACCAGCCUCCGGAAGACAUUCCUCCUUUCCAUCAGCUCCAGCAACAUCAGGACUAUCAACAACAUAGUUCACAGCAGUAUCAUCAACCUCAACAUGGUGGUCAAAAUUUUUACAGCCCAGGGGGUCCUAAUCAGUCCAGGAAGAUCGAUGUGCCUAACUCAAAGGUUGGGCUUGUUAUUGGAAAAGGAGGAGAGACUAUUAAGUAUUUGCAGCAUCAAUCCGGUGCUCGAAUUCAAGUGGCUAGGGAUGGCGAGUCAGACCCUCGGUCUUCUACUCGACAAGUGGAGCUCAUGGGUACCCCUGAACAGAUUAGUCGUGCGGAGCAGCUCGUUAAAGAUGUUAUUGCUGAGCAGGCCUCCGCGGGAACUCCCGGCGGUGGAGGACUCGGUGGUCGUGGUUUUGGCGGUCCAGUCGGUCCUGCUGGAGAGCAAGUACAAGUCAAAGUUCCGAAUAACAAGGUUGGCUUGAUUAUUGGACGAGGUGGGGAGACGAUUAAGAACCUUCAGAGUCGUUCUGGAGCCCGCAUUCAGGUGCAAAAUGAUUCUGAGACUGAGCCUGGAGCUACAGAGAGGAUGGUGACCUUAAUAGGCAAUAAGAAGGCUACGGACAUGGCGUAUGAAUUAAUCAAGGAAGUAAUUGACGAGAAUCGAACAUCAAGGCCUCUAGGUGGCUACAACCAACAGCACGGUGGUGGAUACAGGCCUUCUGGCCCUCAGCAGUGGGGCCCCCCAGCUGCCCCUCCACCUUACGGAUACCAGCAGCCACCUCAUUAUCCUGGUCCCCCCCAACCCUACCAACAACCACCUCCCCAAGCCUAUGGCCAAUUUUCUCAGCAGCCUGCUGGAGGUUAUUCCUCUGGUUGGGAGCAGCGUUCACCUGCGUCUGCUGCACAGCCUCAACAGCAAACCUCUUUUGACUACUAUGGGCAGCAAAGUCAGCAGGUACACCAAACUCCUCAGGGGACAGCUACUCCAACCGAGUCCUCUGGUUAUGGCUACAAUCAGCAAAGUUAUUACCAAGGUUAUCAGCAGCAGCCUGCUCAAAACCAAACUUAUGGUGACCCAGCCACAACGUAUAGUCAGCAAGGAUAUCCCCAGCAGGGAUAUGCUCAACCUGCUUACAGUGGCUACUCGUAUGCACAGCCUGCACAGGGUGAUCAACAAGCGUUUGGUCAGCAAGGAUAUGGUUAUGGACAAGCUCAAUCUGGGUAUGCUGCUACAACUGGAGACACAACGACCCCAGCAACAGCUACUGGGUAUGAUUAUAAUGCAGCUGCUGGAAGUGCGCCUGCUGCUCCAGCUAGUCAGCCUCCUGCUGUGUCAGCCACUCAAAGCUAGAAAGGUGGUAAAUCACAUCCCGUGUUUUGUUAUCUGUAGUUUGUGUAGGAAAGAUGUUAUGUAGUCAGCUGCUCGUUUGUGCUGGAUUUUAGAAUUGAACAAUGCAGAUUAUCAGAGCAUGAGACGUGGUUUUUUAUCCUUUUGAGAUCAUUUUGUCAGGACGUUAGUAGAAAAUGGGUCAUUCUUGCACAAUACCAGCCAAAUGAGAUUUGUUACUGUUGGUUGAGGUAGAGUGUUUUUAUUAUUUGUGGCCCUUCGGAAUUCUGCUACUUUUUGUUCUCAUAGAAUGCAUAUAAACUACUAUUUGCUGUAGUCUGACGUAAUUGAUGCCAGUCUUACAUUUGUGUCCAAUAUAUUUUCUAAUUCUUGAA
Physcomitrium patens is the source of this 2254-nucleotide messenger RNA. RefSeq lists its product as uncharacterized. Gene Ontology annotation, molecular function: RNA binding. Lineage: Eukaryota; Viridiplantae; Streptophyta; Bryopsida; Funariales; Funariaceae. The record is from RefSeq and is a predicted model, not a curated record.